CGCUUCCCCGCGCGUGCGCGCGCGCUCCCAUGCCCGCCCUUCCGCUUCCCGCCCGUCCCGGCGCCGCUGCCGCUCCGUGUCGCUGAGGGAAGGACGCCCGCGGGGCUCGCCGGCCGGCCGCCAGGAUGUCGUAUAUGCUGCCGCAUUUGCACAAUGGGUGGCAGGUGGACCAGGCCAUCCUGUCGGAGGAAGACCGAGUGGUGGUGAUCCGCUUCGGGCACGACUGGGACCCCACGUGCAUGAAGAUGGAUGAGGUCCUGUACAGCAUCGCCGAGAAGGUUAAAAACUUUGCUGUUAUUUAUCUUGUGGACAUCACUGAAGUACCAGACUUCAAUAAGAUGUAUGAGUUGUACGAUCCCUGUACUGUCAUGUUUUUCUUCAGGAACAAACACAUCAUGAUUGAUUUAGGUACAGGUAAUAACAACAAGAUCAAUUGGGCAAUGGAAGAUAAGCAGGAGAUGAUUGACAUUAUAGAAACUGUUUACAGAGGAGCCCGCAAAGGUCGAGGUUUGGUGGUAUCACCGAAAGAUUAUUCCACUAAAUACAGAUAUUGAUGUUACUUUGGGCUGCCUUUUUUCAUAAUCCUAUGUCCACUUAAAUUUAUUUCUGCGUAUGUGUGUACAUAUAUGUAUAUUAAAAGAAAGAAAACUUUGAAUUUUGACCAUAAUUUGAAUUAUUUAAAAGAUGUGAAUUCUGUUUGAGAAGUAGAAGACUCAAAGCCUGGAACUGUCUUGACCGCAGUAAUAUUGGGGUUUUCUUUUUUAAUGACUUUCUUCUUUGUUGUCCCUUUGGUGUUAGGUAUUUUUGUAAACAAAAAGCCUGUUUUCAGAAAAACAUUUCAACUGGUUUUGUUUGCUUUUAUUACACAAAUAUCUAGGAAAACUAUACUAUAGUUUUUUUAAAUAAUAAAGUGAGUUCCACUUA
Molecule: messenger RNA, 924 nt
Organism: Prinia subflava (tawny-flanked prinia)
Lineage: Eukaryota; Metazoa; Chordata; Aves; Passeriformes; Cisticolidae
Gene: TXNL4A
Product: thioredoxin like 4A
Exons: 4
Coding region: 126-554 (142 amino acids)
Biological process (GO): mRNA splicing, via spliceosome
Cellular component (GO): U5 snRNP; spliceosomal complex; U4/U6 x U5 tri-snRNP complex
Source: RefSeq, a predicted model, not a curated record